GAGGAGGAGGACACCACCACCACCACCACCACCACCUUGUGUGCACAACAAACAUGGCAGACACGUGGAGCCUGCUGGAGUCUGUAUAUCCAGAUGUGUCUGACAUCACAUGAAGCCUAUUGGAAAAUGAGCAUUUCUUGUGCACCCCCAGUAAUCAUUACACCAGACGAAAAUGUCUGGGAAAUCGACACCAACGCCUACGCAGACUGCGGGCACUUUGUGGACUGGGACCAAUUCUCGACUAAGUCUGGACCACAGAAGACUAACCAUAUAGAGAUUCCUCAGUCACAGAAGGACCUAAAGAAGAUGGCGAGAGAUGGAACUUGGGGUGCUAAUCAAACUAUGCGGGCUCAAGCCUACAACCAGAUCAUCAAAAACGUUAACUAUCGAAUAUUUACACCCAACGCCACUGUUUAUCAUGAUGUAUCCGAAAGGCUUUUCGGGAAGAGUGGACUCGUUGAUCACCCCUUACCAGAUUUCGUGGAUGGUUGUCUUAUGCCCAUGUACUGCCUUAAUGUUCGAGGUGAAACUGCUGUGAAGAAGAUACUCAUAUGCAUUGGCAACCAGUAUCCAGACAUCACCUACAGCCCUGUGAUGCCCGCUGUGGUCGCAAUCUUAAUGCAUUUCAGUGAAGAUGAAGCUGAGUGUUUUGAGAGGAUUUGCCGCCUUAUCUCCUGUACAGAACCUCAUAAGACUUACAUCGAACAAAGCUUCUUGUCCUAUGAAGCUUCCAGCAUGACUUUUGGUGAUUUAGCCAAAAGGUAUUGCCGGGCUUGCCAUAAGUUCAUCACUACCCACUGUGAAAACUCAUCGGAGGUCUUCUCAGAUUGGUUGAUGUGGCUCUUCGGAGACUUGCCCUUUGAUUACAUCAUUAGGGUCUUUGACGUCUUUCUUCUUGAGGGCGACAAAGUGCUGUACCGAGUUGCUCUAGCUUUGCUCAAGCAAUACAAGCUUCACACAGAGUAUGAGGGACAAGACAUUAGGAGUGAAAUCCAGGAGUUUGUCAAGAACAUCUCCAACCACAUUUGUGUGGAGAAACUCUUGGAGAAAGCCUUUAGCAUUAGGCUUUUUUCCCACAAGGAGAUCUGGCUCCUACACAUGGCCAACAGAAAGGCUUUGUCCCAGAGUGGAAUCACGGUCAUGCAACCAAGACAACCAGCUCACAUGUCCGUAGACAUCACAAAUUUCUUCUCAGAAGUUGUAACGGCUCAUGAAAUGAGGGUUGUGUGGUCGUGGAUUCCUGAGCGCUACUCCCUGUACCCCCCUGUUCUGCUGUUCUCUACCAUGGAACAUGGCUAUAGUCUGCAGAGGUUUUAUUCACAUUGUGAAGGGACGGAGCCCACGGUCCUGUUCAUCAAGACGACUGCAAAUGAGGUGUGUGGAGCCUACCUGUCGACAGACUGGAAUGAAAGAAAGAAAAAUUGUGGGCAGGUGUCCUCAUUUUUUGGAACUGGAGAAUGCUUUGUGUUUUCUAUACGCCCCGAGAUGGAGCAUUACGAGUGGGUUGUAGUGAAGAAACCAGAGAUGGUGAAGACGGCCCCGCCUUCCCCACGCUCAAGACCCCGAUCUUACUCUUAUGGUGCCCGACUUUCACCAACCCUUAGACGUCGUUCUUUUACAAUCCCUUCAGCUCCCUGCAGUCCCUCCCAGUCUGCAAACUUUCUGACUGUCCCAGGAGAACGAAACCCAGACCGGUUAUCCCCGUUCCUUUCUGUGCGACAUUUCCAGCUGCCGUCUACAGCCGCCUCCAUGUUUAUGUCUGGAAACAGCCAAAGCAUUAUAGUAGGAGGUGGCGGUGGACAAGCCUUGAAUAUCGAUGCUGACCUCAAUAUCGGAAGGACGCAGCAUUGUGAAACAUUUGACAACCCACCACUAUGUGAAGAAAACUUUCAUAUACAGCAGCUGGAGGUCUGGGGCUGCAAAAACUCCUAAACCUGCACAAAAAAAAAAGAGAGACAAAAAUAAUGAACCUCUGUGUUCUCUCAAUAACAAUGCUUUUUUUUAAAAGGUAUUGCCCUGGGGUAAAGAUGGCUGCCAUGUUCUUCCUCACCGUUAUAUGUAGUUGUAGCCCUUCUAGUAUAGGAAGGCUAAAGGUGCGAUGAGUGGAUGAUCUGUUACAUACAUAAAAAGAAGGCCGAUAAUGUAUUCAUUUGGACACUUGGUAAUAAGUGUGUAUUUGACAAGUCGCCUUAAGAUGCUGUAUGUGCAACCAGUUAAUUCAAGAUAUAAAAGAGGUUCUCUGGUUUUGGGGGAUCCCUGAUAGAAGGCUCCUACUGGGAUCCCCAGCAAUCAGCUGUCAUCUGUGGGAAGACCUAGCAGUAAUUGCUUUAUUUCUCUGCAGCGCCACCACAGGUGUUAUUAAGAAUUACACUGUGUUCUUUCACAUCAAUAGACUGUCUAUGAGUGUAUGUUCACACGGGUGGAAAAUGUGCGGAAUGUCUGCCCGGAAAAUACGGCGGAUAUUCAGCACAUUUGAAUAAUAUGGCGGGCGCUAGGACUACUCAGAAAUGCGCCGUCUCAUAGACCGCAAUGCAUUUCCGAGUGAAAGCUGCAAAAAUAAUACAUAAGUCUAUUCUUUUUGCAGAUGCCUGAAUCAGGAUUUUCGCAACAGAAACACUUGUUGUGGAAAUUCCACCGUGUGCACAUUGCAGCAGAAUCCCAUUAAAAUCAUGGGGACUCUGCUGCAGCAGAAUGUUGCGGCAGAAUGUCUUUGCGGAACAUACCCUAAUGCAGGAUAGAACAGGACAGGUCCUCCAUAAAAAAAAAAAAAAGAAAGAUUUUUUUUUUUAUUUAGGUUUUUGUCACUCGGUUUUGAGAGCCAGCAUUUGUGAAUUUAACUGUUGAAGUUCCCCUACAAGGGAUUAUUUUUUGUGAAACAAAAUGUGUUAAAGGGUUACUCCGCUCCCCAGCGUCCGGAACAUUGAGUUCCUGAACGCUGUGUGCGAGCUUUCAGUGUUCACGCUCGCCCC
Molecule: messenger RNA, 2969 nt
Organism: Hyla sarda
Lineage: Eukaryota; Metazoa; Chordata; Amphibia; Anura; Hylidae
Product: TBC1 domain family member 24-like
Exons: 7
Coding region: 94-1932 (612 amino acids)
Source: RefSeq, a predicted model, not a curated record